Molecule: messenger RNA, 1824 nt
Organism: Colletotrichum navitas
Lineage: Eukaryota; Fungi; Ascomycota; Sordariomycetes; Glomerellales; Glomerellaceae
Product: cytochrome P450
Exons: 7
Coding region: 1-1629 (542 amino acids)
Molecular function (GO): monooxygenase activity; iron ion binding; heme binding
Source: RefSeq, a predicted model, not a curated record
AUGGCUAUAGCGGCUUCCGCGGUGGUAUCCUUCCUUCUUGCGACUCUCAGCGUCAGGCUUUUGCACAUAGACUGGGCUACAGCAAUCCAAAUCUUUCUUGUCUCUUUGUCUUUACAUUGCGGGUCUCUCUUGGUAUUUCAUGCCUUCAUCCAUCCAUUCUUUCUCUCCCCAUUGCGGCACCUCCCAGGCCCAAAGGGAGGUCACUUUCUCAUUGGCCAGAUGCUCAACCAGAUCAGAACUCCCGGCCCAGCAGACAUAUUCAUCUCAUGGAUGAGGCAAUGGCCUGAAGCGCCCUUUGUGCGAUACCUGUCCAUGGGCAACUCCGAGACGCUCAUGGUGAAUAAUAUGGCUGCGUUCAAAGAGGUCCAGCAAGCCAAGGCCUAUGCCUUCCGCAAGUCGCACUUCGCAGCCCGCAUGUUCUCUCCCAUAACAGGUCACGGACUUAUGUUUUCCGAAGGGGAGGAACGAAAGAAGCAGCGUAACCAGCUCGCACGUGCUUUCUCAAACCAGAACACUCGCAAGAUGCUGCCGGUCUUCCAGCUCAAAGCAAAACAGCUGUGCGAAGCCAUCAGCCAAGAACUUGGAGGAGAUGAGAUCAAGACCGUCGACAUCGAGGGCUUCCUGAAGAAGGCUAGCCUCGACGUCUUCGUUAUAGGAUCCAUCGGCUGCGACCUCGAGAGCAUUUCCAUCCCGGAAGCCCACUUCUUCGACGUGUACGAGCGCAUCAUCCGCCAGCCGCCUUCGGGUCACAUCGUUACCUUCAUUGACGGCCACAUUCCUCUCCGUUCCUGGCUGCCUCUGCCGAGCAACAAGAGAUGGUUGAGGGACAUUGAUCUUAUCAGGACGAUGCUACUCACUUGCGUGGAGAACCGACGACACGAGAUGAUGACAGAGAAGAAGUUGGGGCUCAACGAGAGCCAGACUGAUCGUCGCGAUAUCCUGACCUUCAUCCUGGAGGACUGCCAGUUCGAUGCAAACCAGACGAGCUGGAAGGACUUGGAGCUUCUGGAAUACAUGCUAAACUUCAUUGCCGGAGGUCACGAGACGACUGGAUCGACCGCUAUGUGGAUCACGCACGUUCUCGCCACGAAGCCCGAGGUUCAGGAGCGUCUCAAGCAGGAGGUACUUGGCCUUUGCGCCGGCAAGCCGCGAGACUGGGAUCCUCCCUACGAGGAACUCGAGCAUCUGGUCUAUGUCAACAACUUCCUCAAGGAGAUCUUGCGCUUCUACUCCCCGGCCAUCUUUCUCCCCCGCGAGGCGGCCGAGGAUGUCACCGUCUGCGGCGUCUUCGUGCCCAAGGGCACCCAGGUCACCCUCUGCCCCGCCGUCGCGCACUUCAACCGCCUGGUCUGGGGCGAGACGGCCGACGUCUUCGACCCGGACCGGUGGGCCGACGGCCGCGCGCCCAAGGACUCGUACGCGAUGGAAGCGUUCCUGCAGGGCCCCGCAGGCUGCAUCGCCAAAAACAUGGCGCUCCUCAACGUCAAGAGCGUCAUCUUUGCCCUCGUGCGCGAUUUCAAGUUUUCGCCGCGGCCGGGCUGGGACGGGGUGCUGGAGCUCGCGAACCCAAACUUCACCCUGCGGCCCAAGGAGACUCUGCGCGUCACGGUGGAGAGGGAGGUCAGAUAAGUCGGCGGGCCAAGUCUCCGCGGACGAGUCCGGCGCAAAUAUGGGAUAGACUUGAUACUGUGGCGCCAGGCAUGGAAGGGACCGGAGGGUAAUAGACGUUCGCUUUGUUGGAUAUUGGGCGGACAGCGCCUAGAUUGCAGUUGUAUCAUGUAUGUAUGUACGUAUGUAUGUAUGCCUAGCCAGUACAUACACGCC